This is a messenger RNA of Knipowitschia caucasica, 237 nucleotides long. NCBI's taxonomy places the organism in Eukaryota, Metazoa, Chordata, Actinopteri, Gobiiformes, Gobiidae. The record is from the annotation of a GenBank genome assembly.
AUGAACACUGACAACACUGACGAUAACAUGAACUCUGACAACACUGACGAUAACAUGAAAUCUGACAACACUGACGAUAAGAUGAACUCCUACAACACUGACGAUAACAUGAACACUGACAACACUGACGAUAACAUGAACUCUGACAACACUGACGAUAACAUGAACUCUGACAACACUGACGAUAACAUGAACUCUGACAACACUGACGAUAACAUGAACUCUGACCAACACUGA